Messenger RNA from Spirodela intermedia, 4028 nucleotides. Lineage: Eukaryota; Viridiplantae; Streptophyta; Magnoliopsida; Alismatales; Araceae. The record is from the annotation of a GenBank genome assembly.
AUGGCGGCGAGAGGGGUAUCUUGCCUCCUGAGAAGAACCCUAGCACCGGUUUCCUUCCGGUCGCCGCUCAACUCCAGGGGCAUCGGAACCGAUCUCGUCAGUGCGCAUACCGCGAAAUGGAUGCAGGUAAGCGGGACCCCUUCCCUUCGGAAGGAUCCACAUGGGGGAGGAGAAGAACCCUCUGAUUCUUGCCUAAUUGUAUCGCAUUCAUCUCUUUCUGAUUCGUCUCCACAUUUCAGUGGUAUCCGUGCCCGUCUUCUGAAAUGCUUGAUUUCUUCCAUAAGCCUCUUCUGGAUGGGCGGUGCGGGUGGGUGGGCGUGAAAUUGGUGUAGGAAGUCUCUUAGGACACAAGUCGACAUCAAGGAAAAUGGGAUUGAUGGAGAUAAUUCAUAGUGACUGAUCGUGCCUUCUUUAGAGAGCUCGGGUCAUUUAGUUUUCCAUUUUUAAUCCAUUACCAUUGCAGAAGAUGUCGAUGGGACCAUCCAUUUGGUUCAAAUCGUUUAUUGUGAAAUAUUUAUCAUCUUCUGAAUUUUAUGAACUUAUUAAAAUGGCACGAUCCCUAUGAAGCCUUCUUUCAUGGCUCUAAUCUCGAGGCUUUAUUUUAAGUAAACAUGAGAUCGACCUUGGGCUUUUGGCAGCUUGAGUUUUCUGUCAAGUUCUCCGGCAUCAGUCCCUUGAGUAAUUUCAUGUCAAAUACACAGAUCAAGUUAAAUCAUAUGCUGAAAGUACAUAGGCCGCCUAGCCUGCUCUAUGGAAACUGAUUUUGAGUUGAAUGACAUGGUUCUUUCUCAUGGAAUCGAAGCUCUAGUUUACGUCCUGGAUCUACUCCCCGUUAAUUUUUUUCGGACAACAGAUCGCCAGUAUGGAUAUUCCCAAAUUUAGCACAGCAGUACUUUCGCACAUCUUUGGUUCUUGGUGAAACCCUGAGACCUACUCCCUUUUUGAUGAAUCGGGGACAUGACAGGGCCCUUUACAACGGUAUGGUGUUCUACUCGUCAGAAAAGGUGCUCUUCAGUCAUGUAACCUAGGAUAUUGAGCAUACUGGUUGGAGGGUACGGAUACAGUUCGCUCUUUGUCAUGUCUUCUUUCAUUGAUAUUGAGAUAAAAGCCUCGGAAGGGUGUUUGCAUAGUAACUUGUUGAAUCUCUAAGGCCAACUCGGGUUCUUCAUCAGAUGUUGCUCCGGCCAUGAAUUGCUGUUAGGACAAUCUGGCUUUUGGGCAUUGAAUAUUUACAAGUAUUUUCGAGCCAGAGAAAUUACUUUUUAUGCUGGUUCCUAAAGUUCUUGUAGAGUAUUUGACGGUUUUUUUAGGAGAUCGACUAACUGCAAACUUGAUUUGUAAUAACUUUAGCAUUUUGAAUGGAAACCAAAAGGAUGUGGAAAUACAUCACCUUGUUCUUCUUAGCCAUUCAUAUUGCUGUUCUCCUGAGGUGAACCCGUUGACAUUAAUGUUUUGAUAAGCAGAAUUCAGAAAUGAACUGGUCCUUUUCUGCCUACAGAUCUAAUUGUAGUUCAGGUUCUGAUUCUGACAUGAAGUGGGUCUUUACCUGUGAGUACAAUCAAACCAACGGGAAGAGGAAAGGUAGACAAAGAAUAAGAUGGAGAAGAGGGCGAAUAAUUGCCAGUUAUGAUAAUAAUGACAAGUUUUUUAGAUGUUGGCUAGAGCCUUGUCACGGGUGUUCUUGGGAAUAAUUCUUUGUUUGCUCAGAUUCUGCAUGUGGCUUAUCAAUCUUCAGCUAAAUUUUUCGUACUGUUCUAAGCAAUCAGAAGGCUUUACAAUCCGUUUCAAUCAUUUGGAGGGAAAGGUCUCCAGCCAUUUCUCAGUUGAAACUUUGAAAACUGUAUACUUUUGGUAUCCCAAGGUUCUGACGACGCUUAUUAGAUUUGUUGUUCUGACUAAAGGAUUCCCAUGUUGGUUCUCAUGAUGUCCAUUCUAUAUGAUAAGGUUUGACCUUCGAUUAUAAGUUACCUGGUUUGCUCAUUUCGCUUGUCUCCUUGGGUUAACUGAAUGCAAUGGCUGCUUGCUCUCAGUAUUCUCCAUUACUGUAGGAAAAAAUCUCUGAUGUUCUUGAAAGAAGCAGAAUCAGUUGUGAGGACAUUUUUGUGUUAUUUCUGGGAUCAUCAAGAGAGUGUGUACUGUUAUAUUUUUCAACCUUCAAUUUUCUUGUGCCAUUCGAGAGAUUUUCAGAUUGUGCCAUUCCAGAAACCCGAAUGCAGUAAAGACGAGCACAGUACGGGCCCACUUGCCCAGGUGAUCGGGGCAGAUUCCAAAUCGCCUAGGGUAGGGGCCUACUUGCCAGUUUGAACCUCUCUGCUUAGGUGUUCUUCUAAUCUCUGGCCAUUUUAUUUUUGAACCCAAAAAGGAAAGCAAUGACCUUCCGACCUUUAAUUGGCAAUAUCAUUGAAAUGCUCUAGGGUUGACGAGCCUAUGGACAGGGUUUAGUCAAAUACAUCGUUGUUGAAAAUCUGUGAUAGAGAAAAUUUAGGGGACAGGCAAGUUACUAGUGCCACGAAUGCUGCAGAUAUUCCUAGAAUCUGAGAUGUCCAAGAUCAAGGGUUUGAUGGAUUUCUAUGUUUAAGUUGGCUGUUGUUAUAAUUAUUUAUUUAUUUCCUUAUGUCCUUCUCUUGUUGGAUUCUGAUAUUUGGCCAUCGCCUGGUAUUUCAAACAGCUAAAAAGAGAUUUCUUGAAGAAAACAGAAGCCAUUUCUACUCUUCUGUUUCAUUUCCUUGGUGAUGCUUUCUAGAAAUAGCCUAAAGAGAACACUUUUAAUUCAUUCAUUUGUUGUAUUAUUGUGAACUCAUUAUAAUUUUUCUGUUUUACUUCCUUCUUCGUGAUCAUCAAUAAUUUUGAAUAUAUAUUUUAAGACAUGGUCAAUUCGUCAUCAAUAUUUAAUUCUCGUAUUAUUUUAAUAUCACACCCAGCUUUCUGUUUCAUUUCGCUUCUCAUGUUUAUGAAGAAGCUAUGAUACGCCACCUUUAUAUAUAUAUAUAUAUAUAUAUAUAUAUAUAUAUAUUAACCCUGGGGACUUCUCCACAAAUAUUUUGCUUUUUGAGUACUACUGCACAGGCAUCCCAACCAUUACCGUUCUCAUGUCUUUAUGGAAUUUAGAAAAUAGCAAUUAUAUCUUUAUUCCUUAAAACCUCAUGUGUUCUUCCCCAAUUGUUUUUUUUAAUCAUUGCGAAUUCAUUCCUUCCAUUCUGCUUCACUUCCCACCCCCCCGCCCCAAUGUUGAUGAACAACUGAGAAAAUAGCACUUUUUUUCGAAGGAAAUCUCUGUGGGUUCUUCCCCAAUAUUUUACGUUUAUUUGAUUGCGAAUUCAUCAUGACCCUUCUGUUUCACUUUUUUUUUCUCAUGUUGAUGAACAACGGAGAAAAUAGCACUUUUCUAAAAGCAAAAAAUCUGUGGGUUCUUCAUCAAUAUUUAAUUUUAUUUUUAUGGCAGGUUCUUUGUGACCAAUCUGCUUCAUUUCCGUUCUUAUGUUUAUGAACAAUGUAGAAAAUCGUCCUUUUUUUGCAAAAAACUUCGUUUGUUCUCCACAAGUAUUUAAAUUUAUUACAACUUAACAUUCGUCCUGACCAUCCUUGCUCAUUUCCUUUCUGAUGUCUAUGAAAAAUUUAUAAAAUAGCACUCUUUUUCUUAGAAAAAAGAAAAUAUCUGUGGGUUUGGUUCUUCACCAAAAAAUUCCCUUUUGUAACCUUGCAUAAAUUUCAAAUUCUGCAGGACACCAGCAAGAAGUCUCCAAUGGAACUGAUCAAUGAAGUCCCCCCCAUCAAAGUCAAAGGCCGCAUUGUUUCCUGCCUUGGAGGUACCAUCAUCCAUGCCCAGACCUCUGACUUUGCCCCUGCUUCUCACGUUGACUUUCAAUCCUCAAAUCUCCAUGAGUCCUCAUAUAUAAUUCUUCGGCUCUUUGACGGCAGAUCUCAAUGCCAGCCUCGGCCACCCCAUUGAGUUCAUCUGCCUCGAUUCAAGUGAGCCGGCCGUGUGCAAGUACUGUGGACUCCGCUACACCCAGGAUCAUCAUCACUAG